Molecule: messenger RNA, 510 nt
Organism: Solanum lycopersicum (tomato)
Lineage: Eukaryota; Viridiplantae; Streptophyta; Magnoliopsida; Solanales; Solanaceae
Source: RefSeq, a predicted model, not a curated record
AUGCCGAUCGAAAAGCUAGCUAAGUGGCAGAUGUUGUUGAGUGAAUUUGGCAUUGUGUAUGUGACUCAAAAGGCGAUAAAAGCACAAGUCUUGGCUGAUCAUCUUGCAGAAAAACCUAUUGAUGAAGAAUAUGAACCACUCAAUACUUUUUUUCACGACAAAGAGAUAUCAUUUGUGGGUGCAGAUAUUUCUGAGGCAUAUCUUGGUUGGAGACUAUUCUUUGAUGGAGCAGCAAAUCACCAAGACAAUAUGGCUGAAUAUGAAGCCUGUAUUCUUGGACUGAAAAUGGCCAUCGACAUGAAUGUCCAUGAGUUGUUGGUUAUUGGAGAUUCAGAUCUGUUAAUUCAUCAAGUUCAAGAAGAGUGGGCCGUGAAGAACCCGAUGAUUAUACCUUACGUGCAGUAUGCGAAGAAGUUGUGCAAAAGAUUUCAUAAGAUCGAGUCCAAACAUACUCCCAGAAUACAGAAUGAGUUGGCCGAUGCUCUUUCCACCAGCGCUUCAAUGAGUUAA